Messenger RNA from Silurus meridionalis, 737 nucleotides. RefSeq lists its product as uncharacterized. The transcript is spliced from 6 exons. The coding region runs from base 34 to 687 and encodes 217 amino acids. NCBI's taxonomy places the organism in Eukaryota, Metazoa, Chordata, Actinopteri, Siluriformes, Siluridae. The record is from RefSeq and is a predicted model, not a curated record.
GAUGCUGGAACAUACAGAUUAGGAUUGGGGGAUAUGAGCAGUGCCACUGUGACCCUAAAAGUAUAUAAUAAAACUCAAUGUGGGGUGCCAAAAAUAAUGAGCGCUUAUCUUGGACAAAAUAUCACCAUCAACUGUAACUAUCCAGAGGAGUAUGAGAGAAACACAAAGAAUCUUAUCAGACUGAAUGAUGAUAGUUUUAUUCAAGAUGUUCUUGAUACUAACACAAAUUUUCAGAACGGCAGAUUCUCCAUUUCUGAUAAUACAAGUGCUAAAGUUUUCAGCGUGAACAUCAGCAACGUGGAAGAAAAUGAUGAAGCGUUUUAUUUAUUUGGAGUUUGGAAUCAAGAUGUGGGAGUGAGUUAUUGGACAAUCUUUGCACAGAUGUGGCUACAGGUUACAGCAACAUCCGAAAGCUCCCUGGUGGCAUUAGAAGCACCGCCCAAACCUGCUCUGUGUUUCAGUUCCCCUUUAUUCAUCACUGUGUGUGUCUGUGGGGCUCUGCUGCUGAUUGGAGGAUUUGCAUUGAUGAUUUCCAAACUGAGAUACAAAAAAAUACAAGAUGAUACUCCUUCAUACAAAAAUACAGACAAUAGACCAGUUACUUCUGAUCGUAACACUGAUUCUGUUCAAUUUUAUGAAAACUUCAACCUGAGCACAGUAUGUACCAAUACACCAACCAUUUCCUGAUGUCCUGUUACAGCUGUUGAUCUCUGCUAACCUUAAUGUUCUGUGUAGCC